GACUUUAGUGUUGCACUCUUAAGUGGCCUGCCAACUGCAGAGGGGGGCAGAGAGGCUUCCUUCUUCUCUGGAUUCACAUCCAUGCCAAGCCAGUGGGUCAACAUUGUCCUCUACGCUGCCUCCUAUGCCUCUUACACCUGCUGAGCCGGACCCGGAACCAAAGAUGAACUGGGCAUCAUUUUAUGCUGUCAUCAGCGGUGUGAACAGACACUCCACAGGCAUCGGUCGAAUCUGGCUCUCCGUCCUGUUCAUUUUCCGUAUCCUGGUUCUGGUGGUUGCAGCGGAGAGUGUGUGGGGCGACGAGAAAUCUGGCUUCACCUGCAACACCCAGCAGCCUGGCUGCAACAGUGUCUGCUACGACCACUUCUUCCCCAUCUCGCACAUCCGCCUCUGGGCACUCCAGCUCAUCCUGGUCUCCACUCCUGCCCUGCUGGUAGCCAUGCAUGUGGCCCACCGCCGCCACGUCGACAAGAGGCUCUACAAACUAUCAGGGCGGACCAACCCCAAAGACCUGGAGCAGAUAAAGACCCAGAAGAUGAAAAUCACAGGGGCUCUCUGGUGGACGUACGUCAUCAGCCUGUUGUUCCGUAUUGUCUUUGAAGUCACCUUUAUGUAUUUGUUUUAUAUGAUCUACCCUGGUUACAAGAUGAUCCGGCUGGUGAAGUGUGACUCGUACCCCUGUCCCAACACAGUGGACUGCUUCGUGUCAAGGCCCACAGAGAAGACUGUCUUCACUGUGUUCAUGCUGGCUGUGUCAGGGGUCUGUAUUCUGCUCAAUAUUGCAGAGGUGGUCUUCUUGGUGGGGAAGGCCUGCAGUAAGCAUUUGCACAAUGCUGGAGACUCGACUAUGGGGGCAUGGAUCCAACAAAAGCUCUGCUCGUACUAACAAAACACAUUUCAUACCUGCACAGACGGACCUGUUACCUGGAUAUAAAUGACCUUAGAUCCAGGUAACAGCCAUUAAUUUAACUUUGGAGUAAGGUGGAUAUGAUAUACUGUACAUCGCAGUUUGACAUGGUGAUAAUUUAUCCAGCGGUUUAUAAUCUCAGUGACAAAGCAUUCAGUGCCAAUGUGGGGAAAAUAGUAGUGUUCAGACAACAAGUUUUACACCAGUGUGCAAUACAUAUGUUCUCAGCAUGUUCUCACCAGACUUAAGGUAAUACUUCAAAGAAUUCCCACAGGAAGUACAGUCUACUGUAGCAAUAUUUUAUGCCAUGAACCAAAAGACUGUAUGCAGCAGCACUUUGUACUGACAUAAUAUAAUAGCUUGAUGUUAGGCCAAAUAAAGAUCCAUUAAGUACCUUUAUAAAGCAAUAUUCCCACUGACCAUGUUGCAGGCUUUCAUCAUCAUGGACUUCAGUCUUGAAAUUAAAAUAUUAAAUUAUGAAAUGCCACUUCUUGUCACAUGCUAUUUAAAAUCAUCAGAUUGUUUAAGAAAAGUGUGUCGGAAAUAUGAUGUAGUGAUAUUUUGGGCAUUUUAAGUUAUAAUAUUUUAUUAUUUACAUCAAAUGUGAUCACAAGCGUCAUGCUUUUGCCUAAAUCACCAUGGAUUGAAUCUAAUGGACUGGAGCUUUUCUUCAGCUGUUAUUAGCAAGUUGUUAUACUAAUACAUGGAAAACAUGUUACAUUUCAUAAAUGUUAAAUGAUACGGUGUUUGUUUAAUACUGAUUCUUUACUUUGGUGGUUGAAUGGAUCCUUCAGAUAUAAACAAAGCAAUAACUCACAACAACCAAAAAAAAAAACUUGAAUUCCAAACUUUAUUUCUGAAGUUUACUACUUGAUUGCUAAACAUGUUAUUUAAAUUCAUUCAUUUUGAAGCUGGAUGUUUAUAUAUUGUCCGUACACAGCAGAAUAAAAUCAACUAGUUUGUGUAA
Messenger RNA from Siniperca chuatsi (mandarin fish), 1874 nucleotides. RefSeq names its product gap junction protein beta 1a (gene gjb1a). Lineage: Eukaryota; Metazoa; Chordata; Actinopteri; Centrarchiformes; Sinipercidae. The transcript has 2 exons. Gene Ontology annotation, cellular component: connexin complex. Gene Ontology annotation, biological process: cell communication. Bases 125 to 886 code for a protein of 253 amino acids. The record is from RefSeq and is a predicted model, not a curated record.